AUGCAGCUGUCUCGCUCCCUCGUGGUCAUCGUGGGCGUCCUCGGCCCCCUCACCAUGGCCCUCCCGGGCUUGCCGGGCUUCUCGAAGAAGAAGACUCCUUGUACCAUCAACGAACUCGUGAAGUGCAGUACCGACGUGGGGUCAUUGGGCUCCACGGACGUCUCUGGAACUUCCGCACCUCAAACUUCCGAAGAUUGCGUUCCGAGCGUCUCUGACAUGAUUCUCAACUGUGGCAACCUCGCGGCGGGUACCGCCAUGGGCGGAUCGGCCAUGUGCGGCUCCUGCCAGGGGUAUAGGUUCGUCCCUAAUGAGAAGAUCCAGGGGUCUAAGUACUGCCGGCGAUGCGUUUGCCGUGAGUAG
Purpureocillium takamizusanense is the source of this 360-nucleotide messenger RNA. RefSeq lists its product as uncharacterized. NCBI's taxonomy places the organism in Eukaryota, Fungi, Ascomycota, Sordariomycetes, Hypocreales, Ophiocordycipitaceae. The transcript has a single exon. The record is from RefSeq and is a predicted model, not a curated record. Bases 1 to 360 code for a protein of 119 amino acids.